UCUGACCAACGUCAAAUAAACGCAGGGCUCGCGCGCGCACCGCACCGCGCCUGCACACUGCGCCUGCGCACCACGCAGCAGUUGACGAGGCUGUUAGUGCGCCUGCGCUGGCUGUCCACGCUCCCCACCCCCCCCCCCCCGCAGAUUCUGAGCCCCUUUGCCGAAACCGGCCGGCACGCGCAUGCGUGUUUCCGGUAGCUGGGCUCCAGACCCCGGCGAGAAGCCGCGGCUCUCAGGUUUGCGGCGGGACGAGCCGGAAGCUGCUCUGUUCCAUUACCUUCCCUCGGUCUGGCGGAAAUUAAAGAGCUGUUAAGAGAGGUUCCGGAGCCGGCCUGCUGUGUAGGUGGCUGAAUGGAGACCGAGGCUGUACACCGGCCACUGACCCGCCGCGCGACGCUGGCCUCUUCCUGGGAUGCCGCGUGCGGAGCCGUGGCCCAGAGUCUCCAUGUCACCCGGGCUGGCCUCGGCGCCGCGGACGCCGACUGGGAGGAGCUGCUGGCGCCGCCUGCCACCGGCCAGGAUGGGGUGAUUUUGAAAAGGAAUGUGAACAGCCAAGAUGAAAGCCCCUGCUUCCUUUACCUGAGAUGUGACCCUCACGGAGGUGAAGAAAUCGUUUCUGUGGGCAUUUUAAGUUCAGCCAGAAAUAUGGAAGUGUACUUAGGAGAGGAGUACUGUGGAACCAGUAGGGGCAAGAAUGUGUGUAGUGUUCUGGAUAACAGUGAACAUGAAAAGAUUAUUUUGUACAAAAAAUAUCUAAAGUUGGAGUCCUCCACACACGCUUGUAAAAUAAAGCUGCUCUCCUUUGGUGAAAAGCAGUGCGUGUUCAUCAGUAAAGUUGUGGUACACAUGAGGCCAGUUUCGGCAAAUUCUUCAGCAGGAGGUCCUGCUCUAGGAUCGAGGAUAGACCUGGAUCGGGUCCAAACCAUCAUGCAGUCCAUGGGGUCAAAGUUAUCACCUGGAGCUCAGGAAUUGAUGAACAUGGUUAGAUUCCAGCAGCAUAAUUGUAUUCCCACUGGAGAGCAUCUUCAGUCGGUUUUGGGAAGCACUGGAUGCAAGCCCGUGAUUGGACUGCAAGCAUCAUCUCCUUCGGGAGCCUUCGACAAGUCAUCCUCCACACCUUUUCCUUUCAGAACUGGAUUGACCUCUGGAAAUGUGACUGAAGACUUAAAAGCUUACACGGGUAAAAGUACGCAGCCAGCUGGUGGAGGAAAUGUGACAAGCCUCCAAGCGUGUACAGUUGUGCCACAAAACCAAUCUCUUCUUGAGAAUGAUCUUAAGAACGCAGUAUCUUCUUUCUUACCAAAGAAGGCAAGUGACAACUCACACAUACCUAACUCUGAGUUGCUGCCUUUUCUCCAGAAUUUGUGUAGUCAAGUGAACCAUCUCCGUGUGGGCCCUGACACCAAGUGGCAGGAAGGCAUCCCCAAGCCCGGCAAAGGCACUGUGGGAGUUACAGUAGAAGAGCAACCUGUUUGUUCCUACUUGGAAAAGAUUCUUUCUAAAAAUAUGGAACUGAUGGAAAAGAAACUUACGGACUACAUUGAUCAGCGAAUAUAUAAACUCCAGGAGCACAUAGAUAAUAAGAUUGCUUUGCUAAUAGACUUGCUGCAAAGUCCCGACUCCCCACCCUCUGGGAUGCCUCUAAGACAUUAUGACUCUGGAGAAAGACUUUCAAAUGGAGAAAGAUAAGCACUCAACACGUACUACAAAUAUUUAUUACAUAUUUAUUACGAAGCCAACCCCCCCCCCAAAAGUUUAUGGAAACAAGUAUUUAAUGUUCUUUUGAAAUAUCACCUCAGUGUACAUUUUUAUUGCACUUGUUGUAAAUUCAGUACUAUACAGUAAGUUAACAUGACAGGAUCAUAAGUUAUUUUUGUUCACAAUAUUUUUCACUCUUAAUGAAAUUUAUGUAUACUUCUGGGUUAACUUUUAAGAUUUUAAGGAUUUCUAAAACAAUUCAUUAGUUUGUAUUGUAUAUGUGUUUCUUAGAAGUACAUUUUUUAUUUAUACAAAGACUUUUAUAGUCUUAGGAGUCUGAAAAAUAAUGCUUAGAGUAUUUGAUAAUUUUUCUUUUUCUAAUUGAUUGUUUUUGGAAAAUUAGAUACCUAAGAUUGGAUACUUAAAACUUGGAACCUUUCAUUCACAUCACUAGUUUACAUUUCAUAUUGUUUAUCUCAGAUGAUGAAGAAGAUGCAGUGUUUGGCAUGUGUAAAAUUAAUUUACACUGAGGUUAAUAUUAUUUGUUUCAGGACAGUGUCACAGUAGAUAGGGAAGUGAAAAUCAGAACUAGCCUAUUCCUUGUUAGGAAUAUUAUUUUAGAUUUAGUGUUUGAUGUAAAAUGAGAGAAGUCAUCUUGUUUUAUCUCAAUCAACACAGAAAAUAUAAGGAACUGUUUGCCUUUCUGAGCUGAUAUAGGUUCCUCUUUCCAGAACCCUUUUCUGUAUGUUUAAAGUGUGAAAUUCUGAGGUUCUGCAUAUGAAUCAGGGAGAUUGCAGUUCUCUCAGGCAGACUUAAUUUUUAGAAAUUAUAACUAUUGUAUAUGUGUUGAAGGGUGAUGUAUUUGCAUUUAAAAAAUAAAUGUAUCCACUCUGGAAACUACUUGUCUAAGUAAAUGGAAAUUUUUUUAUUUUCAACUAAUCUGUGCUUAAAAUUCUUUAUUUUUAUGAAAAGGAGUGUUUCACAAUUGAUAUUUUGGUCAAUUCUUUAAAAUGAGGGCUAAUUUAUAUAUUCUUUGUUCAUUUGUAUCUUACUACCAAGGUGACACAGUAUGUGAAACAUACUCUCAUUACAGCCAUUUGAAAAAUU
Hippopotamus amphibius kiboko is the source of this 2805-nucleotide messenger RNA. Its product is annotated as ATPase PAAT-like. The transcript is spliced from 6 exons. The record is from RefSeq and is a predicted model, not a curated record. The coding region runs from base 352 to 1689 and encodes 445 amino acids. NCBI's taxonomy places the organism in Eukaryota, Metazoa, Chordata, Mammalia, Artiodactyla, Hippopotamidae.